Messenger RNA from Meleagris gallopavo (turkey), 504 nucleotides. The record is from RefSeq and is a predicted model, not a curated record. NCBI's taxonomy places the organism in Eukaryota, Metazoa, Chordata, Aves, Galliformes, Phasianidae.
CUGGCGCGGCACCAGGCCGCCUUCGAGCGGCGCUUCGAGGACACCUUCGGGCUGGAACGCAAAGGCUUCCCCCUCUCGCAGCGCCGCUUCGCGCAGGCGGCGCUCAGCAACAUGCUGGGCGGGAUGGGCUACUUCCACGGGCGCUCCCUGGUGCGAUCCCCGCUGCACGAGCAGCCCGUGCCCUACCUCGAGAGCUCGCUCUUCACCGCCGUGCCCUCCCGCUCCUUCUUCCCCCGCGGCUUCCUGUGGGACGAAGGCUUCCACCAGCUGCUGCUGGCGCGCUGGGACCCCGAGCUGAGCCGCGAGGUGCUGGCGCAUUGGCUGGACCUGAUGAACGCCGAGGGCUGGAUCCCGCGGGAGCAGAUCCUGGGGGACGAGGCGCGUGCCAAGGUGCCCCCCGAGUUCGUGGUGCAGCACAGCGAGGCCGCCAACCCGCCCACGCUCUUCCUGGCGCUGCGGCCGCUGCUGGGCUCCGCCCCGUUGCCGUACCUGCGGCGCCUCUUC